CCCAAGCAGCAGCGGCGGCGGUGGAGGCGGCACCGGCAGGAUGAGCGGAUCACAGAGCAAUGAUACCAAAAGACAGUUUCUUCUGGAGCGGCUGUUGGAUGCUGUUAAACAGUGCCAGAUCCGCUUUGGAGGAAGAAAGGAAAUAGCAUCAGAUUCUGAUAGCAGAGUUACUUGUCUGUGUGCCCAGUUUGAAUCUGUGUUACAGCAUGGCUUGAAGAGGAGUCGUGGAUUAGCAUUAACAGCGGCAGCAAUCAAACAGGCAGCAGGAUUCUCUAGCAAGACAGAGACAGAGCCUGUAUUUUGGUACUAUGUGAAGGAAGUCCUGAAUAAGCAUGAACUGCAGCGCUUCUACUCCUUGAGAAACAUCAGCACAGAUGUGGGAAGAGGGCGAGCUUGGCUGCGCUGUGCCCUCAAUGAACACUCCUUGGAGCGCUACAUUCACAUGCUGUUGGCAGACAAAAUUAGACUGAGCAUUUUCUAUGAAGACUGGGCCUUUGUGAUGGAUGAAGAACGGUCCAGCAUGCUCCCAACCAUGGCAGCUGGUCUAAAUUCUAUACUCUUUGCAAUCAACAUCGACAACAAGGACUUGAAUGGGCAGAGUAAGUACACUGUGUCUGACCUCCUAAAGGAGUCUACUCAAAAUGUGACCUCCUUGCUGAAGGUAUCUACCCAAGGCAUUCUUCGAGAGAUCACAGCAUCUCCUGCUGUCUCCAUUCUAAUCAAACCAGACCAGGAAUCUGAUCCUCUGCCAGUUGUAGCCAGGAACGUCAAUGCUGAUGCAAAAUGUAAAAAGGAUAGGAAAAAGAAAAAGAAGGUGACUAAUAUAAUUUCAUUUGAUGAUGAGGAAGAUGAACAAAACUCUGGGGACAUUUUUAAGAAGACAGGUGGAACAGGAGAAAGCUCAGAGGAGAAUUCAGAUCGAUCAUCAGUUAAUAUCAUGUCUACUUUUGAAAGCCCCUUUGGGCAAAAUUCUAAUGGAAGCCAGAGUAGCAACUCUUGGAAAAAUGAUUCUAUGUCUUUUAAUGGAGAAUAUGGAUUUCAGAAGCUGGAUGUGAAGAGUAUUGAUGAUGAAGAUAUUGAUGAAAAUGAAGAUGAAGUUUAUGGAAAAUCACUUGGUCAAAAAAGCAUAGAAGAUCACAAAGAGGUUUCUGAGAAGCCCCUGGAUGGCAACACCUGUCUUUCACAAAUGCACAGCUGGGCUCCCCUGCAGGUGCUUCAUGGUGAUUCUGAUGUCCUGUUUCCUCUCAGUGGAGUGGGAUCUUAUGCCCCAGCAGAUGCCACCUUAAGUAACCUGGAGAAUGGCAGUGGACCCCAGACCAGCAUUCUCACUGGGCCUGAACUUCAAUACAGCGUGGAAGCCAGUCCUCCAGUCCAAGGGAGCCCUUUAAGCAACCUCUUGCCUUCCACACCUAUGCCAGAAUCAAUGACAAUUAAUGAACUGCGUCAAGCCAUUGUGGCUAUGAUGAAUAGAAAGGAUGAACUGGAAGAAGAAAACAGAUCAUUGCGGAACCUGCUUGAUGGAGAGAUGGAACAUUCUGCAGUGCUCAGGCAAGAAAUUGACAACUUGAAACGAAAAGUAUCAGAACAGGAGGAACGUCAUGUAGCAAAGAUCCAGGCAUUGGCAAGAGAAAAUGAAGUGCUGAAAGUACAGCUCAAGAAAUACGUAGGAGCUGUCCAGAUGUUGAAAAGAGAAGGACAAACAGCUGAAGUUGUGCCAAACCUUUGGAACAUUGAUGGAGAGGUUACGGUCCCUGAGCAAAAGCCUGUAGAAGUCAGUGAGGAACUAGCAAGCUCCUAUGAAAGAAAGCUCAUAGAGGUGGCAGAAAUGCAUGGAGAACUUAUAGAAUUCAAUGAGCGACUGCACAGAGCUUUGAUUGCUAAGGAAGCUCUUGUAUCCCAGAUGAGACAGGAACUCAUAGAUCUUCGAGGACCUGUGCCUGGAGAUUUAAGUCAAACAUCUGAAGACCAAAGUUUGUCAGAUUUUGAAAUAUCAAACCGAGCUUUGAUAAAUGUCUGGAUUCCCUCCGUUUUUCUUCGGGGAAAGGCUGCCAAUGCAUUCCAUGUAUAUCAGGUCUAUAUCAGGAUAAAGGAUGACGAAUGGAAUGUAUAUAGAAGAUAUACAGAAUUCAGGAGUUUGCAUCACAAGUUACAGAACAAAUAUCCUCAAGUGAGGGCCUAUAGUUUCCCACCUAAAAAGGCCAUUGGAAAUAAGGAUGCAAAGUUUGUAGAAGAGAGAAGAAAACAACUACAGAAUUACUUAAGAAAUGUUAUGAACAAAAUAAUCCAAGCAGUCCCAGAGUUUGCAGCCAGUCCCAAAAAAGAGACUCUUAUACAAUUGAUGCCAUUUUUCAUUGACAUUACGCCUCCUGGAGAACCAUUAAGCAAAAACAGUCGUACAAGAGUGGCUUCUCGCUUCCCCAAGUUAUCCCGGAAUCAUCCAAGAGAGCCCCGCAAUGUGGAACCGCAGAGUGGUGACCUCUGAGCCAUUGUGGACUCCCAGAUGCUGGUGCUGUGUACUUUCCAAACUGGCCCAGUGCUUCUGACCUGUCUAGACCGCUGGCUCCUUAAGCCUCAGAGGAAGAAUCAGUCAUGGUACAUUAACCCUGGAAAAAGGACACCAUCCACACCGUGGUUUCCCACUCUGAUUAAACAGGUCACCCAGAAGGCAGCACAUGCUCAUUGUCCUAAAGAAAAAGACUCCUCACCUGGAGAUGCAGCCGCAUGAUCUUUCAGCCAUCUCCAUGGUCUUGUACCUUCAGAGCUAGAGAAGCUUCCAGGAAAAUAUGCAUUUUCAUACUCUGCAAAAUCUAUUGUAA
Messenger RNA from Gracilinanus agilis (Agile Gracile Mouse Opossum), 2816 nucleotides. RefSeq names its product sorting nexin 29 (gene SNX29). The transcript has 22 exons. Gene Ontology annotation, molecular function: phosphatidylinositol binding. NCBI's taxonomy places the organism in Eukaryota, Metazoa, Chordata, Mammalia, Didelphimorphia, Didelphidae. The record is from RefSeq and is a predicted model, not a curated record. The coding region runs from base 41 to 2482 and encodes 813 amino acids.